GCUCGUCGUGGUCGCACGCAUUCGACGGAUGUGUAACGCAAAACAAAACAAGGCAAAGUGUGGAAAGCAAAAAAACAUAAAUUGAAUAAAUUGCAGUGAGUUCUUGCGUUCCUAUUUUUCACCCCCUCCCCUCUCUAACAGUGACUAAAACUACUAUAAAUUAUAAAACGCUUUAACAAUGCAUUGAUAUGCAUAUUGAUUGUGCUGUGUCUGAAACAAAACAAAUCAAAACUGCAGAUGGAGAAAUACUUAGGUGGUGUGUGCAAAUCGAAUGUAUACAUACACACAAGUGAAAUUCGAGUACGAUUUAAUGUGAAGCAAACCAGUUUACCAGUGAGCAGUUAGCACAGUUCAUAUCUCGAGCAAAGAUAACAAAUACAAAGACACACACAUACGCGUAAAUAUGUAUGUCAAACAAAUUGACAGAGUAGACGCCAACUAAUUGAGUACGAAAACGAGUUGUCCCUAUUUCAACGAACGGUAACUGAAACCCAUAACGACAACAAUAACAACAAUCAAUAGUGAUUGUAAUUACAACAGAGAACACAACCUGAGGCGUGCGCUGAAGUCGAUGUGAUGCCUACGCGACGGUCGGGCGGCGCCACGGUGCGACGCAAGCACUCAAUUGGAAAUUUGCGUCGCGCUCAUCCCGCCUCGGGCGCCACAUGGAAUGUGCAAGUGGUACGCGGUAAAAUGUCAUCUAAGUGCCUUUGGCAUGCAUGUCGCGCACUAGUGCUGGGCCUGACGUUGAUGCUGCUCGGCGCCGGAAUGGCUACGAUAGGUUAUUAUGCGGAUCAUCUUUCCACGAACUCUGAGCUGCGUGGCAAUGCGACGGUGCGCGUUAAGAAUGACCUGAAGGGCUUCCAUCUCAACAAUCUCUCUUACGUCGGGCCGAUUGUAAUGGGAUUCGGUGGUUUCAUAGUCGUGGCUUCGUGUGUUAUGACAUUUGAGGCACGUGACUCGGCUGCGAAAGUGGUGCCAGCGCGCUUUCGUGCCGGUGCGGGUGGUAGCAAGACGACGGUGCGCAGUAAUCAGAGCAGCGCCACCUCACAGCGACGCGCCAUUGGCAUACAACUGCAGUCCUCGCGUUGGGAUCAGCAGUUUGGUGUAUUCCGCACGUCGCCAGCUGAGCCGCCACCGCAGACCACACCGCAACCCUUCGACCGUGACGCGCUCACCGCUGAACUUGUUAAAUUUUCAAAAUCUCUCAGCGCAUCCGCUCGCUUUUCUCCACAACUGCGACGCCUCACCCACACUGGUUCUGUGCCAAAUCUCUCCACACAUGUCCCCCAUCCCAUCGCUUACUCCACUAACCUCUCACAUUUGCUUUCGCCGAAUCACAAACCACUUUUGUUGUUGGAACAAAAACGUCACCAUCGCCAUCAUCAUCGGCACCACCACCACCAUCGCCAAACAACCACGAGCAGCAGUGGGCGACAAGUGAAGUCUCGUAGUCCACGCAUCAGCAACAGUUUGGUGCAACGCAACACUCGUGAAAAUGGUGGUCCUUGUUCGUUGCUUCAGCCGCCAGCCACAAACAAGCUCUACUGGCAUGCGGCCUCUUUCGACGAUGGUCUACGUGGGGAGAAGCAUCUUUCAAGAGCCACAGUGGCUGACAUGUCACGCCGCUCCGAUACGGCCAAGCGUCAUGUGCUGGCACGACAAAAGCCGAUCGAGCACGAAGAGGACAAAAGCAGCCCGUUAGGUAAUCGCAGAAGCUCUACAAUGUCGGACUCAUCGUACAGUGGCCGCUGGACGGCACGCUGCGCUUCGAUGGCAAGUCGCGCAUCAAGCAUCGAUUCGAGACGCAUACAAGUAGAUAUGCACAGCCCCGAAGUAAUGCCGAAAUCCAUACUGCGUUCACCGAAGCGCUACAGUUCGGGGCCAUCCGCCACUCCAUCGGUAGAAAAAGAGUUCAGAAGCCAACUAAGCGUUUGCUCCGAACCACCCGCACCCAUACACCAACUUUCCGGUCAAUCGAGCUUGGAACCUUGUUUCCCCGAAGAACACAUAGAUAACACGGAUGAAAAGUCAUGCACCAGCAUUAGUGGAGUCGCAUUAUCACCGGACGCGCUAAACGUGGCUAUUCAAACUAUAUCCAUGACAACCGCGAGCCAUGUAGAAGAGUUGCCACCACCACCCAAGAAAUUAAAUAGUAUUCUGAAGAAAGCACGUCCCGACACACUUUGCCUCGCCAACAACACAAAGCCCGCCGUAGUGAGUGAGAUCAACAAAUCUCUCUGCCGCAGCAACUCCUCGCGCACUUUCUACAGACCCAAACAACAACUGCCCAACGAACUGGACGACAGCAUCUUCUACAUACGUUCUUCUAGCGAACGACAAAGCAUCGACAGUAACGAUCUCUACGAUUCAGUGCAGGUAAUAAAUGAAAGGCGUACAACGUUGCUGAGAGCAGAGAGUGAAGCUGCGCUUUGUAAUGUGCAGAAAACGAGCAGUUUCUCAAUGCUGGCAGAGAUUCCAGAGCGUGCGCAAAACAAUUCCAUUGAUGUGGAAGAAAGUACACCCAGCGAGGCGACGAACAAACCCGAGCACAACAAUGAGACCACCGUAGAAAUCGAAAGUGAGCCAGUAGUACCACCGAUCACCACAAAUCAGAGCGCGUAAUGGAGUGAAGCAAGUGCUAAAUAAAUCAAAUACUGACUGAAGUGUCAGCGUUCUAGCGUUCAGGAAACUUUAGAAGUUUUGUAGAAACCUCUAGGAAAUAGUAUAUUUUAUACCAAAAGCACAGACAACAUAUUUUGUAGACAAAUAUUUCGGUACUAGUAUAUGUAUGUAGUUAUGUUCAUAGGCGUGUAAGCAGUUAGAACAGUUCGUAUUAUAUAAUUAGUGAAUUUCUGGGGCAAGUUUUUGAGAGCAACUGUAAAUUACACGAUCUACAAAGUGGAGUAUAGAACUUGAAACUAAUUUUUGAUAGGUAAUUUGCUCAAACCGGAUAUUAUAAAUAUUAAUUUGACUUUUGUUAUAAAAAAUAUUUUUUUUUUUAACUUCCAAAUAGAGUUAGUAAUUAUGAUAGCGCUCUCUUCUCCACUAAAUACUCAAUUAAUGAGAGUGUCAAGCAAUAAACACUAGAUCUACGAAAAUGUUACGAAACAAUUAUUUACAGCUGUUGUUGUUAUUUAAAAUAUUGUUGUUGUUAAAUGGAUGUCUUAUGCAUAGUUAAGUUAGCAAAUACUAUUAGGGGUUUCAGUAACGAAACAAUAAAAGAUAACUAUCUAUAACUUAGGAAUCGUAGUGUAAACUCACAAAAUAGGAGAGUCGCAAGAGGUCUUGCAAUUUGUUGAAACGAAGUUUUCUACGAAAGUCAUUUAUUUAGAAGUUUUAUUUUCGAAAGCAGAAAUCGCUUUGACGAUCUCAAACAGUUAUUGGUUUGAUGUAUGGUUUCUCUGGAAGAAAACAUUAAUUUCAUAUCAAGAAUUGUCGAAUAAAAUUAUGAAUUGUGAAGUCAAUAAAAAUUAUUCAAAUCUAUAUAUCUGUCUUAAAGGAGCUUCCACAAAAUACAAAAUAUCAAAUAUCUAUAAUUAUAUAAUCUAAUGUGUUCUAGUAUCUAGUAGUAUCUAAAGUACAGGGUCUACAUAUCUUUUUGUGAUUAAAAAAUAAUUUCCGUCAAUUUGCGAAGACAACUAAAACAAAUGAAACGAAUCUAUCAACUAUGGUGUGUUAUUUUUAAACGAAUUUUCAAAUUAUUAAAACACUGU
Molecule: messenger RNA, 3716 nt
Organism: Zeugodacus cucurbitae (melon fly)
Lineage: Eukaryota; Metazoa; Arthropoda; Insecta; Diptera; Tephritidae
Exons: 7
Coding region: 577-2625 (682 amino acids)
Source: RefSeq, a predicted model, not a curated record